Molecule: messenger RNA, 1776 nt
Organism: Austrofundulus limnaeus
Lineage: Eukaryota; Metazoa; Chordata; Actinopteri; Cyprinodontiformes; Rivulidae
Exons: 9
Coding region: 321-1499 (392 amino acids)
Source: RefSeq, a predicted model, not a curated record
AAGCAUAUUGCAGCCUGUGAGUCUAAACUCAGGGUUUUCGUGAGUAUGAGACUGAGCCUAGCCGGGUUCCGUACCACAGCGCGUUUACAAAACGUAAAUAAACCGAGCAUCACUUUAAUUGUGGAUGUGGAUGAGAUCCACACAUGGACAAGACCAGCCGACGGUCCGGAGGUAAACUGCACCUCCACCUGGGAUCUCUUUGAUUUCACCGCUCAGAACCAGCUGCCGCUCACUUCCGGCUCGGUUUCAUAACGUUUUAAGGAACUUAUGUAAGUUUCUGAGAGGUGUCAAAGUUCGGACAGCUGGUUCUGAAGUCUCUGAUGUUGGAGAUGUCUGCGGUCCGACAGGCUGUGCAGGAGGCCUUCUGGGCCAUGUGUGCCGCAGACUCACUGUCCAUGCCAGUCCACUGGUACUACGACGUCCUUGACAUCAAGAGGGACUUUGGAGGCUGGAUCUCAGGCUUCAACUCGCCCGCAGAGAGGCACCCAUCCAGCAUCCUGACCCUGUCCAACACCGCCGGCAGUGGGCGGACCACCUGGUCCACCGGUACCAAAGGGGCCAGUGUUGUCGGUGACGUCAUCCUCCAUGACAAGCUGGACUUGUGGAAGUCCUCCAAAGGCUCGGUCCAUUACCACCAAAGUCUUCGGGCCGGGGACAACACCCUGAAUGUCCUCUGUUCCCUGCGAGCGGCUCAGACUCUCGUCCACGGACGUUUCAGCGACGUCUCCCAGCCGGACGCUAGAGCCGCCGUGCUCUCGGACUACGUCCACUUCCUGACCACACCCAGCUCCCACGCUGACACCUACGCCGAGUCGUUCCACCGGUCGUUCUUCGCCGACUGGCGGGACCGCAGACCAACCUGUCCCCGUGAGGUUCUAAUGUUUGCAGAGACACGUUCCAGACGAAUGCUGAGCUCUCCGUUUCCUGACGGCCAGCUGGACGCCAUUGGCUGCCUUCCCAUGAUCCUCCCCUUUGUUCUGCUGUCAGCCAAUGAGGAGCAAGCUGUGUCGGCCGCGGUGGAGUUCGUAAAACUCACCCAUCCUCACCCCAAUGUGCCAAAGUACGUGUCCAUCUACAGUCGAGUGUUGCACGCCGUUGUGGGCGGAGCCAGCGUCCGCCAGCAGGCUGAGCAUGCUUUGAGGACACUGGAAACCUGGGACACCUGCCAGAGCUUCAGCCGCAAGGCUGCCAGGUUCCCGGUGUCCUCUGAGGACAGACUGAAGGUCCAUCAAAGAGCUGUGGACCACCUGGGACUGGCCUGCUACAACAAAGGUGCUCUGUCCAGCUUGUUCUAUUUAGCUCAUGAGUUUCACGAUGACCUGAAAGGAGGAAUCCUGACCAACACCAACUGUGGAGGUGAAAACUGUAACCGCGGGGCCGCGCUCGGGGCCCUGCUGGGUGCUGGAGCUGCCCAUGCCGGAGCAGGAAUCCCACCUGAGUGGAAGGAGGAGCUGAGAGACGCUCAGGGGUUCCUCCCCGACAUCCUGAAGGAGCUGUGAUGAGCGCAGCGCCGCCCCCUGAAUGAUGGGAGGAAAACUGCAACAAGCUUUAAAAUCUAAUUGUACUUUAUUUAUUCAUUUUAUUUUUUUUAAUGAAGUAGUUUAGUUUUAGUGAGCUUUAAGCAAAUAUUUAUACAGGAAAACUUCAAAUGAUUAUUAAAUAUAUUUAUUAUUUAUGAAAUAUUUCUUUAACUUGUUUUUUAAUUUGCAGACUUUAAACAAAUGGUACUUUGUGUUUAACUAUAUAAUUAAAUUUAUUAAACAAAACUACUAUUGA